AUGUCGAGUGCAACCGAGGAAUCACUGCUGUUAUACUACCAGAAUGCCUGCGGGAUGAAUACUGUCAUCGACGAUUAUUUUCUCGCGAUCUCAGAAGGUUUCUACGACGUCAUCGCGUUAACGGAGACCUGGCUCGACGACCGCACUCUACAGUCUCAACUCUUGGGACAUGAAUACGAAGGCUUCCGCUGCGACCGCGGUCCUCACAAUAGCUCGAAAAAAACCGGCGGAGGGGUGCUCGUUGCUGUUCGCCGUAGCCUGAAAGCAUCCAGAGUCAACGACGUAGCUUGGAACAACAUUGAGCAAGUCUGGGUAUCUAUAAAGUUGAAGGACCGUAACUUAUAUCUUUGCACCAUUUAUAUUCCACCCGAUCGUACUCGUGACAAAACGCUGAUCGAGUCCCAUCUCAAUUCAGUGUUGAUGAUAGCUGCGAAAGCAAAACCGCGCGAUGAAAUAGUCAUUAUCGGCGAUUUUAAUUUUCCUAACAUUUGCUGGCGCGCCUUUCGGAACGGCUUUACCUACCCGGAUCCUGACCAUUCUUCAUUUCACACCUGCGCUCUCGACCUGCUCGACGGCUACAGCUGCUCAAAUCUGAUUCAGAUCAACUGCAACGCGAAUGAAAAUGGACGCUGUUUAGAUUUAUGCUUCGUUUCCGCCAGUGAAUCUGCUCCUCGGUUGACGAUUGCUCCCGUCCCUCUAGUCAAGCUCGUACCUCACCAUCCUCCACUGGUUCUCUCCCUCCACAACUCUCAAAGACCUGACUACCACGAAACACCUCCUCCAUCUAGUUACAAUUUCCGUCAAGCCGACUACAACGGACUUUUGCUUGCAUUACAGAACUUCAACUGGUCGAUAGUCUUACUUCAACACGACAUUAAUAUUGCAGUCAGCGAAUUCUCCUUGCUAAUGAACCAGCUAAUCGAGCGCUUUGUGCCUAAAUCACGGAGCACGCCUUCUAAACAUCCUCCAUGGCAAACACCGGAAUUACGUCGACUAAAAACUGUAAAAAGGGGUAUUUUCCGGAAACUUUCCGCGAACAGGAAUCUUCACCUACGCGAACAUUAUCAACAUUUGAACCAUGCUUAUAGACGUCUUAGUCGCCGCUGUCACCGCAAUUACACGAGACGUAUGGAAGCUAAACUGAAAUCCGACCCCAAGCGAUUUUGGAAAUUUGUCAACCAGCAACGUAAAGAAUCCAGUCUACCGACUACCCUAGAGUUUGCCGGGGAGACGGCAGAUAAUACUCCCGCAAUCUGUAGACUUUUUGCAACGAAAUUCUCUAGCGUCUUUUGUAAUGAAACACUUACUUCAAGUCAAAUCGACACUGCUGCUAACAAUGUUAUUCCUACCGGUCGCGCAAUCUCAUCUAUUGAUUUCGACGACCGUGUUGUACUCUCUGCAACUGCCAAAAUGAAGCAUUCGAGUUCUCCCGGCCCCGACGGAAUUCCUGCAACACUUAUAAAACACUGUAUAACCGGUUUGCUUGCACCAAUCUCACAUCUGUUUCGCCUAUCUCUGGCCAGCGGACGCUUUCCUGAAGCAUGGAAACAAGCCUAUAUGUUCCCAGUUUUCAAAAAGGGAGAUCGAACAAAAGUCGAUAACUACAGGGGAAUAUCAGCCUUAUGUGCUGUAUCGAAGCUGUUCGAGUUAGUAAUCAUCGAGCCAAUCUUCUCCUAUUGCCAACAAACGUUAGCCAACGAGCAACACGGUUUCCUCCCAAAGCGAUCCUGCACUACGAAUUUGCUUUGUUUCACUAAUUACGUGACUGAUAGCUUUACUGAACGUUCGCAAACUGACGCAAUAUAUAGGGGAGAUCAGAAUGCAGCAACAGCAGCAGCAGCAGCAGAGAUCCGAAAAUCAACAAGCAAUGUUGAGCGAAACAACAAUAUCGGACUCAACAACAACCGCAACGUCAAGCAACAGUCGCUGAUGCAGUUGACAAUUAUAAAUCACUUAUCCGAUACCGGCAACUGCGGUUUCGCCCGUAAACCAAUUCGACGGAUUGACUAUCCCGGGGAUGACAUUGAAGUCGUGAAAAAUGACAUUCAAAGCAAUCUGGGUGAACAGUUUAACGCUGUUAUUCCUACAAUUGCUAAACCGAAGGUUAAAAUUGUAGGAAUGAGUGAUCAGUAUUCCCCCGAUGUUUUCGUUGACUUGCUUAAGAGUCAAAACGAGAACAUCGGCAUUAAUGAAGUAAAAAUAAUUGCGCAAUAUGAAAAUCCACGCUUCAAAUAUAACAAAUAUAAUGUAGUAAUUGAAGUUGACAAAGACACUUAUAAAAGUUUGAUGAAUGCUGGUAAAGUAGGCAUCGGGCAUACUGGUGGUGUUGCUAUUUACGCCAGGGAAUCAAUUAAAUUCAACAUUCGUACAAACGAAUCUGUUGAGAAUAAUUGGUUUCUAGGGAUUUCAGUUGAAAGAGGAGAAAUGGAGGUAAUUGUGUGCGGUCACCUGCAGAAUCCAUCAGCGUCGGCUCGGGAGCUGGUGGGACUGACGAAUUAUCCUAAAAGAACUGGGAUGUGA
This is a messenger RNA of Sabethes cyaneus, 2520 nucleotides long. RefSeq lists its product as uncharacterized. Gene Ontology annotation, molecular function: catalytic activity. The coding region runs from base 1 to 2520 and encodes 839 amino acids. The transcript is spliced from 5 exons. The record is from RefSeq and is a predicted model, not a curated record. Lineage: Eukaryota; Metazoa; Arthropoda; Insecta; Diptera; Culicidae.